This is a messenger RNA of Gryllus bimaculatus (two-spotted cricket), 8640 nucleotides long. The record is from the annotation of a GenBank genome assembly. Lineage: Eukaryota; Metazoa; Arthropoda; Insecta; Orthoptera; Gryllidae.
AUGACUUCAGCUGUUUCAGAUGAAAGUUCUGGUGAUGAUGAGAAAUGCAAUGACCAGUAUAAGUUACAGAAAAAUUAUAUUUUGCUGGCAUCACAAAUCUUCCAAUUUAUGAACAAGCAUCUGCUGCGUAGUGAAUCGCCAUAUGUGCAGCGAUAUGUACGAGGGGGCUUGGCAGAACAACAAAUGGUGAUCUUGGCAGCUAUUAUUCGAGAUUUAGAUCGAGAAACUGCAAGAACUGAGACAGGUACCAUCUCUGUGUACUUCGGUGCUAUGUUGGGCACUCUCUACAGUGAAUUUUCUCAAGCACUUACACGAUACUCACACAAUCUUCUGGCUCGUGGAGUACUUGCUGAAGGCCUACAAGACACCUUACUAAAUCAUCUGGGUGUCAGUCCCUGGUCUCAAGAUGUAAAUAAUACAUGGCCAUUGCAAGUGUAUCCGCGUACCCUUGCUGUGCUUGCUCAGGUGUUGGUGUUGAAGGCACAACAGGAAAAGGAAGUGGCGUGUAUUAGCAUUUGGCAUCGAUUGGUCAACACCCUUGUGGAAAAUGUGUGUAAUCCACCUACUACGUUUGAACUAGAAAAUGAAGAUCUUAAUGUGGAACAUGCCCAGCUUCUCCUUUUUCUCUUUCACUCUCUGAACUUGAUGCAAAAGAAAUCGGUAUUACUAUUAACAGCAGGUGGUGUCAUUCGCUGUGCGGAAGUUCUUAGCACACCUCUGCGGGAUGUACAACUAUUGCAUUUGGCACGCUUACUUCUACUCCUGGAAUAUCUCAUGAAGCACUUGUAUGAUGCUCCUCCUGCACUUCUUGAACAAGUUCAGUGGAAUUUAUUCAGCGCCACAAGUAUGGUGAGUGAUCCUGUUGAUAAUAAAGAUGGAUCACGAGUAGCUUCUCGAAUCUACUGUGCAUGGCCAGAAAUUGAGGAUGUGUAUCGGAAAUUUGGACCCCAAGAUGAAUUUUCAAUGAAACCUCGCUUUUAUAGCCUUACACAAGUAGAAAUCAACAACCAAGACACUCCAAAACUAGAUGGUCUGGCCUGCAAUUUUAUCUUGGGUACUCCUGACAAACUUAAGUACCCACUUCUGGUUGAUGCUUUGAUUGAUGUAUUAAAUGUUACCAAUCAGUGCAGUGGUAACUUUAAGCGUACUGAGAAACUAAGUUUUACUGGACUGUGUGCCACCCAGUAUUGUUUCACACUGUGCUGGCGGUUGUUGUUGCUUUUACCUCCUUCUACUCCAUAUAUGGAUAAAUUGGCACUUGGACUGGAAAUAAAUACUCCAUCUCUUCUUCUGCAUUCUCUUGUGUGGGGUCCACGAACUGCGUGCAAGACAUUCACUGGAUGGAUGAAGGAUUGCUUAGUGAAACAAGGAAUGUAUACUCAGUAUGCAGAAACACUUUUAAAAAAUGUUGCUAAAACUGUAAACAACCUGCAGUAUGACAUUAAUGUUGCAAAAAAUUGCAUUGUAAACUUUCGACUUCAAAUGCAGAAACCAGAUGCAUUAGUACCAAAGUCAAGUUUACCUCAACUAGCUGACUUACUCCUCCUUGAUGCCGUUGUUUCUAAAGUACAAGUGCUUCUAGAUGAUAACAAGGCUGGCAAUGAUAGCACAGAAGCUCAAAAAAGUCAAAAUGGAGAGGCAACAAAAGUGUCAUCUGAACUAGCACAGGAAUUGUUACCACAUGUAUUGCAACUUGCUGAGACUAUUAUAGCGUGUAGUAGGUCCAGUCUCUUGUAUCAGAUGAAUGAAAGCUCUGAACCUGUGGGCAAAUAUUCUCUUCAAGAUUUCCAAGCAUUCAGAGAAAUUUUAGCCAUUUCUUCUAGUCGAUGUAGUGUAACAAAAUCUUUGGCUACAUCUCUAAUGACAUUGCUUCCUGCCUGUAUACGGACAGUUCUUGAAAAGUGGAAUGAUAAUGCAGUUGGUGAUUUUCCAUGGAACACAUAUGCCAAUGAUGUGAUACCCGCAGAAAGCUACAUCUUGGAUGUUAUCAGUAAUCAUGUUUCUUCACUUUCAAGUCAGGGUUCAUUUAGUGUAAACCUAUCACUAAAAUAUUUAUUACACUCAUUAAUUACUUUCAUUGGAGAGCAUGUGAUGAAAUGUCCAGAGGGAAGUGAUCUGCGCCAACGAGCUGUGAGUGUGUUGGUGCCAGUGACACUUGAUGCUUGCACUGAACAUUUACACAGCACAGCUGUGCGCACUCUUGAGGGUGUUAUUGGUGAUGUAGACUCAGAAGAGCAUCAAAAAAGGGUGUUCUACAUAGUGCUGGAGCACACAUACCAUUUACUUGGAAUUUUUACAUCACAAGCUUGGACAAUGCACUUUGUUGCUGUGGAUGAAAAGGUUCUUCAGGAAUGUUUGAAGUUCAUGGAGUCUUUGCUGGACAAACCUGCAGGUCGACUUGCAUUAGAUCAGUUCUUCAGCAAGGAAACUGGACGUGAUCUGGUUCAGGUGCUAUUGUCUGUUGCAUCUCCUCAAGGCGCCUUAUCAGCUCCAUAUGGCGCUAUGGUUCUGCGCUUCUUUAACAAGUUAUUUAGCACAGCUGAGAAAACUCCUGGUGAUGCAAGUCUGGAACAUCUCUGUGGGUCUUUGUCACGCCUUGCCACCGUUGAACCUGAAUUAUUACAAGGCUGGUUACAACAUGUGAUACUUGGACCAGCCACCAGUGCUGCUAAUUUAGACACUCCUAUAAUUGCAUCUUCUGUGCCACCUGCAGCAACUGUUACAACCUCUGCUAAUGAAGUGAAGGCUAAACCAGAACAGAAAUCUGUCAAAACAUCAUCUACAGAAGCACCUGCUGCUUCGUCAAGCCCUCCAGCCUCAAAUGUUGACUCAGCUACUCCUUCAUCGAACGCUGGCACAAGUUCUCAGGCUACUAAUGCUGUUAUUUCUUCAGCUGCUGGUACUGCUGUAGCAACGGCAACUAGUACUCCCACUACUGUAGCAACCACAUCAGCUACUGUUGCAACAACUUCCACCACCACUACCACCAACACCACCACCACAGCCACCCCUGCUUGUGCUGACAGUAUCCCUGCAAGCACUGAGAAUGGAUCAUCAAAAGAGGGAGCCCCUCUUGCUGGAGGAGCCCAGAUGGCCUCAUCAGAGUCAAACAGUAGCAACAGCCCUACAGAGGAGCAACAGAGCCUGUUGCAAGAAAAUAAUCAAUUGCUUCAGGGUCUCACAGCAUACAUUGUGAAAGAAAACAGUAAUGUCAGUGAGGAUGUAGCAGUAACCAUUCUUCAGGCUUUGAUUCCCAUUGGAAUGCAAAUCCUGUCUCCAUCCUUGGAAGGCAUGGGCUUUACGGAACUGAUGGUUGUAAUGGCCACAUUGGCAGAUGCAGGCUCAGGAAAGGGCCACACACAUUUGUUUUCUGCAGUGAUGUCGUGGUUGGAGCUGUGUAAGCAGUAUUUAGUGCAAAAAGAUGUAACAGAGAAGCUGGAGGCAGGACACAGCAGUGGCAAGCACAGGCACAUGCUUGAUGCGACGUGUUUCCUACUGACGUACAUGGCUGACAUUGUGGGUGCGCUAUGUCCACCUGCUCCAGGCCGAGCUACUUCACCUCCUUGGGAAGGAGAAUUGCCUCCCGACUUGGAUAGCGACUGGGCUGAUGAACUUGGUCAUGAGGAUGAAGAAAGUGGUGGAGAAGACUCUGAUGAGGACAGCCUGUGCAACAAGCUGUGUACCUUUACCAUCACUCAGAGAGAAUUUAUGAACCAGCAUUGGUACCAUUGCCAUACCUGUAAGAUGGUUGAUGGAGUAGGUGUGUGUACCGUCUGCGCACGAGUCUGCCACCGAGGACAUGAUGUCACCUAUGCCAAAUAUGGGAAUUUCUUUUGUGAUUGCGGUGCUAAAGAUGACAAUACUUGCCAAGCGUUGGUGAAGAGAAGUCCGCAGUCAUCAAAUGAAGCCCAUUCCAACCAAGCUCAAGCAUCAUCUGGACCCAGCAAUAUGUCAGUGGACCAGAUGCUGCCCAGUUCAUUGCGUCGCCGCCCUUCAUCCCCUGUCAACUUGGAUAUAGGGGGAUCAUACAGAGAUAGACAACGUCUCCCUACGCUAGCUAAACAACUAGAGAGUAGCAGAGAAACUUUGCUAUCUCAUCUCUUGAGCAGUUCUGUAGUGCAGUCGCUGCUUGAGCUUGUCAAGAGUCUCAUUCCAGCAAUUGAAGCAUCAUGUCAGAGGCAUUCACCUGUGGGCUGCCAUCAGCGUGCUCAGAAAGCGCUCCGCCAGCUGCACUCCUUGGAGAAGAAGUUCGAGCUCACUGAUCAGCUUAUGGUAAAUCAUCGUCAGAAUUUUGGAACGGUACCAACAUUGGGCUCUCAGGAGGGAGCUUUUGAGAACGUGCGCAUGAACUACUCUGGGGACCAAGGUCAGACUAUUCGACAGCUUCUGUCUGCACACAUGAUUCGACGUGUGGCUAUGUGCUGCUUAUCAUCUCCACUUGGAAAACGCCAACACCUCGCUGUUUCUCACGAGAAGGGCAAAAUCACUGUACUUCAGCUGAGUGCAUUGCUGAAGCAAGCUGAUUCUUCUAAGCGAAAGUUGACAUUAACAAGACUUGCUUCUGCACCUAUCCCUUUUACUGUGCUGUCCAUCACUGGUAACCAGUGGAAUGAAGAUUUUUUGGCUGUGUGUGGACUCAAGGAUUGUCAUGUGCUAACAUUCAGCAGCAGUGGUUCAGUAGCAGAUCACUUGGUGCUUCAUCCACAACUUGAGACAGGGAAUUUCAUAAUUCGUGCUAUCUGGCUGCCAGGCUCCCAGACAUCACUAGCUCUAGUAACUGCUGACUUCGUGAAGAUAUACGAUUUAAAUAAAGAUGCAUUGAGUCCCUUGUACUUCUUUUUGGUACCCAGUGGAAAAAUACGUGAUUGCACUUUCAUUUCGACAGAGGAUGGAAAUUCUUACAUGUUGCUUAUGUCAUCUGCUGGUCACAUCUACAGUCAAGCAAUGGAUGAAGAGAGCUCAGCAAAACAUGGGCCUUUCUAUGUCACCAACACUUUGGAAGUAUAUCAUCAAGAUAUCAAGGAUGUAAAUGGUCAGAUGGGUGGUGGUGGUGUCAGCAUUUACUAUUCACAUGCACUACAGCUCCUUUUCUUCAGUUAUGCUGCGGGCAAAAGUUUUGUAGCGCCACUUACUUACAUGGAUGGCAGCCUACCAACUGUAUUUCAAAUAAAUGUAGGGAAGACAUCUGUUGGUGGAAAUGGAAAUAAAGCCAAUAAUGCUCAGCCGCAACCUCUUUGCCAAUGGAGUGAAGUACCAAAUCAUCCUGGACUAAUAUGCAGUGUCAUGCAAAGCAGUAACAAUCCUGUUAUACUAAUGUUGAAACCAGAUACAUUCCUCGUACAAGAAAUCAAAGUAGUUCCAGCUAAAGCAAAAAUAAUGGAUAUGGUGGCUAUUAGGCAUCCAUCUUCUAACGCAGAUCAUCGAACCACUCUUAUCUUACUAUGUGAAGAUGGUAGUUUGCGCAUUUACAUGGCUUCAAUGGACCAGACAGGAUUCUGGCUUUCUCCCAGUGUACAGCCUAUUAGCACCAUGACUACAUUAAAACCUUCCCGGAAAAAAAAAAUUACUAAAAUUGGAAAACCAUCAGGUGUUGUUUCAUUCCCAAUUGAUUUCUUUGAGCACUGCCAAAUCAUGAAUGACGUGGAAUUUGGUGGAAAUGACCUUCUGCAGUUGUACAACAUGCAACAGAUUAAACACAGACUUAACACAACAGGCAUGUAUGUGGUAUCCACAAAAACAGCUGGAUUUAAUGUGGAGAUAAUAAAUCAAGAUAGUGCAUAUGUAAUGACAGGCUUGAGAGUUUUGCUUGGAACACAAGAUUCUCAGCGUGCUCCAACAUUUAUUGAAAUUUUUGGGCGGAGCAUCCAGACAAAUGUUGCUCGGAAUCGUUGGUUUGAUUUGCCUUUUACGAGAGAAGAGAGUUUACAGGCAGAUAAAAAGGUCGUAGUUACAUUUGGCCCUUCUCAGGAUCCAGAAGGAGUGACCAUGAUAGAUUCUAUAAAAGUGAUGGUGGCUGGCAUACUAGAAGUUCUUGAUGGAUGUUUCACUCUUUUGGGAUCUUUAGAAGAAGGAAAAUCUAUGCCAAAGUCUACUGCAAUUGAAGUAGCUACUACAUUGCUUGCACUACCUACUCCAAUCAAUGUACAAGUUAAUACAAAAUGUCUAUUGGCUUCACUGCAUUCCUCUAGAGCUGCAUAUCACAACUAUAAGGAUCAAGCUCUGCUCAACCAUGUGCACCAGUCCUUAAUUUCUCUUCGAGCUGUACAAGAUCCUCGAGAUUUAGAUGCAGAAGCAUUCUACAGACUUGUAUUAAUGGCUCGUGGUGUGGCUGUUGCAAGACCUCACAAUUUGGCCAAAUUUGCUGACCAACAAAUAGAACAUGCAGAAGAAGGAAAAACAGAAGAGAGUAUUGAGAAGAAACAUCUUAUGGUGCAACUUAUGGAUGCUAUGUGGUGUCUUCAUAUGUUACAUCCCGCUAAUAUGGCUCUGGCCGCAGUGUGUGUGCCAGGAUUGACGCAUGUGGAGGCUACUGUUCAUGCAAUUGUGGAGAUUAUACACGCAUUUACAACUUGUGAUAUAGAAGGCACUGUCACAUUGGCUGCAAAGCUGUAUUUGCAGCUUCUCUUGUGUGAAGACCUAGCUGUGAGCUUCAGUGCUAAACAGGCUGUAAUUCGAGUCCUGAGACCACGCUUACGUCGACGUCGUGUUCUGAUUCCCAGUCCACCUCAUUGUAGUACCCCCGGUGGCACAACUGAAAUGGAAUCUGAAAAAGGGCCAGUUUCUCAGCCAUCACAAGAAUCGAAUGAAGAGCAACAUUUUGAAGUGGAUGCUGUGGAGCCCAUGGUGUUGUUGGCUCCUGAUGCCGGACCUGGAGCAGCAAAUGUGGCAGGGGUUGUAAAUCCAAUUGAAGCUUUGUUGGGGCCAGGUGGCUUCCCUCCUUUGCUGGAUAUUCCCCCAGAUGCAGAUGAUGAAACAAUGGUGGAGCUUGCUAUUGCUCUCAGCCUACAGGAUCAUGAAGGUGGUGCAGAUCUACAAGUGUUGCAACAGGGUUUACAACAAGGACUUCAGGGUUUAGCAAAUCUCCCAGGUCUUCAAAAUCUCAGUGGGCAAGCCUUGCAAGUAGCACAGAGCUUGCAAGUACUGGCUUCUCAAGGAUUGGCUCAAGUUCAAAAUGCUGGUCAAGUUCAAGAAGCUGGUCACUUUUCUGAUACAACAGCUUCUGCUGGAGGUUCAGAUGACGAAGGGUCCACAGCAGCAACCGAUGGCAGUACCUUGCGCACUUCACCAGCUGAGCAGGGUGGCAGUGCAGGAUCUGAGAGUGGUGGCAGUGGUGCAGACUCAAUUACGGGUGAGCACAACGUGUCUGGGCGCAGCUCAGCGUAUGGGGAUAAUGCCCCUGAGCCAUUGGCUGUGGUGCGCAGUGAAACAUCAUCCUUAGGAGCUCCUGCUCCUUAUCAGGCCCAAGAUGCUGACACUUUGGAACCUGAACAAGAGCCAGAACCAGAUACAGAAAAUAGUUCUCGUCUGCAUGCAUUACGACUGGCUGUGCUUGAGCGUUUAUUACAAUUUGUACCUCAGUUACGCACUGUAGGUGGUGUACGUUCAAUUCCUUUCAUGCAGGUUUUGUUGAUGCUGACUUCUGACUUGGAUGGAGAAGAAGAAAAAGAUAGAAUUUGUUUGGAGAAUCUUCUACACACGGUAGUGGGAGAAUUGCAUAUGAAAGAGCCAAAUACAAACAAUAUAUGCGAGCGUACUAAAGAACGUGAAGUACACCUUGUCAUCAUGCGUUUACUCAGUGUGCUAAUGUCUCGUUCUAAAUCCAAUUCCAAGACUGCACAUGACAAUUCUACUUUUGUAUCCCAAACAACUGCUGCAGUGUUAAUGCAGGCAGGAGCAGUGGAUUAUUGCUUAACCCUCUUGAAAUCACUUUUGACGUACUGGAAAUCAUUGUCAAUUGAUGAACCUGGAACUAAUGUAGGAGGUGCCCUUUUGAAGCCACAUCAAAGUUCAUCUCCCCCUGAUAUGUCACCAUUCUUCCUUCGACAGUAUGUGAAAGGCCAUGCUCUGGAUGUGUUUGAAGCUUAUCCACAACUUCUAACAGAAAUGGCUCUAAGACUCCCAUACCAAGUGCAGAAACAAGCAGAUAACACUGCAAUCUCCACUACUUUUAAUAAGGAAUGGUUUCACUUCUUAUGUGAGUACAUGAUGACCCAACAAACACCAUUUGUUCGACGUCAAGUGCGCAAACUUUUGCUAUUUAUAUGUGGAACCAAAGAAAAGUACAGACAAUUGCGUGACCUACAUUCUCUGGAAUCUCAUAUGAAGGAUGUUCAGGAAUGCUGCCGAGGAGGUGGCUAUGAUCCUCAGAGUGGUUUUGGGGCUUCACUUCCUCAUUGCAUUAGCUUGCCUUAUGAUUCAUUGGUCGAGUUGAUUGAGCAUUUGAAAGCUUGUGUCGAAGUUGCUACAAGUCGAACUGGGAACUGGCAGCGUUAUUGUCAGUGUCAUGAAGAAACUCUUCCAUUUUUACUGCAAGUCGCUUGCCUACUUGAUGAAGGAGUGUCUCCCACUAUUCUACAGUUGCUACAGUGUGCUGUAUGUGGAUCCAAAGCAUCAAGUACUUCAAACUCUAGUACAACUGCC